UCAUGAACAUAUAGAAAUCCUCACUGUGAAUGGGGAGUUGCUGUUCUUCAGACAAAGAGAAGGGAUUUUUUACCCGACACUAAGGUUGCUUCACAAAUACCCAUUUAUUCUACCACAUCAGCAGGUUGAUAAAGGCGCCAUUAAAUUUGUACUAAGUGGAGCUAAUAUAAUGUGCCCUGGCCUGACAUCUCCUGGAGCAAAGCUUUACCCUGCUGCCGUUGAUACUGUUGUUGCAAUAAUGGCAGAGGGGAAACAACAUGCAUUAUGUGUGGGAGUAAUGAAGAUGUCAGCUGAGGACAUUGAGAAGGUCAACAAAGGGAUUGGUAUCGAAAAUAUCCACUAUUUAAAUGAUGGCCUUUGGCAUAUGAAGACGUACAAAUGAAACAAAAGGAACUGUGUUACUCCAAAGGAAUGCACUUAGAUUAAAUGUGGACUGCUUUGUAAUUCCUUGUUUUUAAUGUGACUGAAUGUACAAAUUCUUUUGUUCUGUGGCUAUGCUAAAUAAAUCAAGUGAAUGCGAAAGUACUGUUAGGCUACAAUAGUUUUCUAGAAUUCUUUUUUAUUACAGUUCUUUUCUUUUGUCUUAAACCCAAGUCUUCAGUGACUGAAGAUAUCUGAUGGAAAGAUCCUGCAUGGACUGUGAGUACACUGUUUCAACAAAAAGGAGGAAAAAGCCAAGAAAUGUUUACAUUUUUAUGCUCUUCUAAAAGAGUAAUAUAAAGCAUAUGUGAAAUACAAUUAAUACGGUUUAUAAAACCUCCGAAACAUUUCAGAUUUUUUUUUUCUUCUGAUUAACAUCUUGUUAGUCUACCUGUUUCUUGACCAUGGAGAAAUCAGGUUUUUUGACAUUUAUUUUUUUAACUUAUUAACAGCAUUAACUUCAGUGCUUUACUUAAGGAUUUUCUCUUUUUAAUAUGAAUUUAUCUGUAUGGGAUUUAUGAACUUAAACUGAUAUGUGGACUAGAAAUUCUUUUAUGCUAGUUCAUAUCUGAAGAAUAUAUAUAUAUUCAGAUUUCUACCUGCCAACACU
This is a messenger RNA of Balearica regulorum gibbericeps (East African grey crowned-crane), 1030 nucleotides long. The record is from RefSeq and is a predicted model, not a curated record. Lineage: Eukaryota; Metazoa; Chordata; Aves; Gruiformes; Gruidae.